CAGAGCUUUGGGGGAAGUAAAAGAGGAGGGUCUUCAUCAAAACUGAUUUCCGUUGUAUGUUUGACAGUCAGUGACGAUUGACGGGAAUCCAUCAGCUCAGUGGCCGUUGAUGGACAAUCCCUAUGAAGAAACAGGGUUACAAUGGGAAGUACCUCGGAACAAGAGGUCCCGGGAGAGGACGGGUUUAGAAACAUCAAGACAUUUGUGGAGGAGGAACUACAGACGAGCAUGAUGGUGGGGAUGGUGAUUGGCGCGGGCAUCGCCAUAGUCCUCAUCGCCAUCCUCAUCUUCUUCAUCUUGCGGAGGAUCCAGCUUCGAAACCUUGAAGCGCAGGAGGCCCCCAAAUACCGCUUUCGCAAGAGGGACAAGGUCAUGUUCUACGGGCGAAAGAUCAUGCGUAAAGUUUCCCAACAGGUCUCGCAGUCUACCUCUUCCCUGGUGGGUACAUCCUCUUCCUCUCGACCACGCCUCAAGAAGAAGCAGAAGAUGCUCAACAUUGCCAAAAAAAUCCUGCGCUUUAAAAAGGAGGUGCCCAUCCUGCAGGCCAAGGAGCCCCCUCCCUCAGUGCUGGAGGCUGAUCUCACUGAGUUUGAUGUGGCCAACUCCCACCUCCCCUCCGAGGUGCUCUACAUGCUCAAAAAUGUCCGUGUGCUGGGUCACUUUGAGAAGCCCCUCUUCCUGGAGCUGUGUAAACACAUGGUGUUCGUGCAGUUUCAACAAGGGGAGUACGUCUUCAGGCCGGGCCAGCCUGACAGCAGCAUCUACGUGGUUCAGGAUGGAAAACUAGAACUGUGCCUUACUGGAACGGAUGGCAAAGAAAGUGUGGUGAAGGAGGUUUACCCAGGCGACAGUGUCCACAGCCUCCUCAGCAUCCUGGAUGUCAUCACAGGCCACCAGAAGCCUUAUAGAACGGUGUCGGCACGGGCUGCGGAGGUUUCCACUGUUCUCCGUUUACCUGUAGAAGCCUUCCUCUCUAUAUUUGAGAAGUACCCUGAGAGCCUGGUGCGGGUAGUGCAGAUUAUCAUGGUUCGUCUCCAAAGAGUAACGGUCCUAGCCCUGCACAACUAUCUGGGGCUCACCAAUGAGCUCUUCAGCCAUGAAAUGCAGCCCUCGCGUCUGCCACCUCCGUCUCCCCACCCGACUCGCACCAGUCCCAUCCGUCACGGCAAGCGCUUUGGCAGCCUGACAGUGUCUGAGGAGCACCGGGAAGCUGCCAUUAAGGGUGAAGCUACAGGAGGGGAACAAGGGAAGGAUGGAACAGUACCAACUCUUAGCAGGACAAUCUCCAUGCCUGUGGACAUUGCUUGUAUGCAGAAGAGUCUGAGAUCAGACUUUGACAUGGCAUAUGAAAGGGGACGGAUCUCUGUUUCUGCAGAGGACGGCAACACGCCUCCUACUUUCACUCGGUCUGUAUCGCAGGACCAGCGGGAGAGGAGGGUGACAGUAGAUGAGGUUCCCUCAGGGAUCUAUCUGUAUCCAGAGGAAGAGUCAGGAGUGGACAAUAUGUUUACACCUGUAUCCUGUCGAUCUAGCACUGCUCUGUUUGAGGAAGCUCAGAAAGAGAUCCUCAAACUCAUGAAGAUUGAGGACCCAUCCUUGUUAAACGGGAGAGUGACUCUGCACCAUGCAAAAGCUGGAGCCGUCUUAGCCAAACAAGGAGACCAGGACGUGAGUCUGCACUUUGUCCUGUCUGGCUGUCUCCAUGUCUACCAGCGAAUGAUUAACAAGCAGGAAGACGUCUGCUUGUUUGUGACCCACCCAGGGGAGAUGGUGGGCCAACUCGCUGUGCUCACCGGAGAGCCCCUCAUCUUCACCAUCAAAGCCAACCGAGACUGUACUUACCUCAAGAUCUCAAAGUCAGAUUUCUAUGAAAUCAUGAGGGAGCAGCCCAGUGUGGUGCUGAGUGCGGCUCACACGGUGGCCAUACGCAUGUCGGCUUUUGUCAGGCAGAUGGACUUUGCCAUUGACUGGAUGGCUGUUGAGGCCGGCAGAGCCCUCUACAGACAGGACGACCAGUCAGACUGCACCUACAUUGUUCUGAAUGGACGUCUGCGUUCAGUCAUCCGCAAGACAAAUGGCAAGAAAGAACUAGUUGGGGAAUAUGGCAGAGGAGACCUCAUUGGAGUGGUGGAGGCCUUGACCAAACAGCCAAGAGCCACCACCGUCCACGCUGUGAGAGACACAGAGCUGGUCAAACUGCCAGAGGGAACACUCAACAACAUCAAGAGACGAUAUCCCCAGGUGGUGACAAGGUUGAUCCACUUGUUAGGUCAGAAGAUUCUGGGGAACCUUCAGCAGGGUCGAGGGCCAUUCUCAGGUUCAGCCCUGAGUCUACCUAGUAUGACAACCAGUGCCGAUGUCACCAACCCCGCCAGCAACCUCUCCACUGUGGCUGUCCUGCCUGUGUGUGAUGAGGUGCCAAUUAAUGCAUUCAACCUGGAGCUGAGUCAUGCCCUCAGUGCCAUUGGGCCCACUCUGCUAUUAACCAGUGAAAUAAUCAGAGAGCGACUGGGUGCUUCUGCAUUGGACAGUAUCCACGAGUACCGUCUCUCCGGCUGGCUGGCCCAGCAGGAGGACAUCAAUCGUAUUGUCUUGUAUCAGACUGACAACAGUAUGACCCCCUGGACUCAGCGCUGCAUCCGCCAGGCGGAUUGCAUCCUGAUCGUCGGCCUGGGCGACCAGGAACCAACCCUGGGAGAGUUGGAGCAGAUGCUGGAGAACACAGCAGUCCGGGCUCUGAAACAGCUGAUCCUUCUGCACAAAGAGGAUGGGCCGGGCCCCUCCAGGACGGUCGAGUGGCUCAAUAUGCGUAGCUGGUGCUCAGGGCAUCUGCACCUCAAGUGUCCCCGCAGGGUCUUCUCCAGACGCAGCCCCAGCAAACUAAGGGAGGUAUAUGAGAAGGUGUUUGAGAAAACAGCAGACAGGCACAGUGAUUUCUCUCGGCUGGCCCGAGUCCUGACCGGAAACAGCAUCGCCCUGGUGCUGGGAGGGGGUGGAGCCAGAGGCUGCUCUCAUGUGGGUGUGAUCAAAGCUAUGGAGGAAGCGGGGAUUCCUAUUGACAUAGUUGGAGGGACCUCGAUUGGCUCAUUCAUUGGUGCACUGUAUGCUGAGGAGAGGAGUGCUGUCAGAACCAAACAGAGAGCCAGAGAGUGGUCCAAGGCAAUGAACUCUGUAUUUAAAACAGUCCUAGACCUGACCUAUCCCAUCACCUCCAUGUUCUCUGGUUCUGCCUUCAACACCAGCAUCUAUAAAGUGUUCCAGGACAAGCAAGCUGAGGACUUGUGGCUGCCAUACUUCAAUGUCACCACUGACAUCACGGCCUCAGCCAUGCGCGUUCACCAGGAUGGCUCUCUGUGGCGUUAUGUGCGAGCGAGCAUGACCCUCUCGGGGUAUCUGCCGCCUCUCUGCGACCCCAAAGAUGGCAACUUGCUAAUGGACGGUGGCUACAUCAACAAUCUGCCAGCGGACAUUGCAAGGAACAUGGGUGCCAGAACAGUCAUUGCCAUUGACGUGGGUAGCCAAGAUGAGACCGACCUCUGUAACUAUGGCGACAGCCUGUCUGGCUGGUGGCUGCUGUGGAAACGGAUCAAUCCCUGGGCAGAGAAAGUAAAGGUGCCAGACAUGGCAGAGAUCCAGUCUCGGUUGGCCUAUGUGUCUUGUGUGCGGCAAUUAGAGCUGGUGAAGAAGAGUGCAUACUGCGAGUACAUCAGACCACCCAUCGACCGCUUCAAGACCAUGGACUUUGGCAAGUUCGACGAGAUCUAUGAUGUGGGCUUCCAGCACGGCAAGUUGGUGUUUACUGGCUGGGCUCGAGGUGACAUUAUCCAAAACAUGCUGAAGGACCACCGCUCAGCCGACUACAACAACAGCAAGAGAACUGAUUCCUGCACGUGUCCAGCAGCUGACUUCACUGACCUUGCAGAGAUUGUAUCCAGGAUAGAGCCGGUCCAAACCUACGUAGCUGCAGAAGAGGAGUCGGACUGUCUGACAGAGUACGAGGAAGACGGGAUGGACACAGUGAGAGAGGAGGAGGGGGAGGAAGAGGAGGAGGACGCAGAGGACCCUGAGGACCACUCCCCUGGAGAGUGGGGCCAGAAUGGAGUCUUUCAGACAGAUGAGGAGAAAUCUGUGAGACAACGCCGGAAACUCACCAGUGACUCCAACACCUCUGAAGUCUCUGACUGCUGACAGAGGGCCACGGAGGAGUAGACGGAGUUUAAACAAGAACAAGGGCCAAAUUGCGGGUCCAUAAACUGUCAAGGCUAGAGACGUGGACUUCACACUCGGCUCUUGUGAAACUCUGAAAUACUGUUUUUGCUUUUCUGGAUGAAAUCACUGUUCAUCCUCUAAAUUGUUGAACCUCCUUUGCAUCAAGUGGCUUUCUUCUCGCUCCCACUCUGGCUUCAUCUGUUCACAUUAUGACCCCACUGUCAAAAAUGAAACGGUGUCCCUCAUCACUUUUACCAAACUGACCCAUUGCCUGAAUCCCUGCCUGCUAACUCCCAAACCUGCCAAAACGAGGGGGACUCCCCCAGUAAACAACACAACAAAACUGUGACACUCUGUGACAAACGGCCAGAAGGACCCCUCCUACAUGUCCCACCUGGGUCUCUGAAGUUGACAGUUACAUUGCCCUCCAUUAUUGACGUUUUGACGUAUAAAACGGUCCAUUAAUUUGUUGUGUGUGCUUGUUCUGAUGAGAGUGUGUGUAAAUAUUGCCUGUGUGUUAGGAUGACUAUUUGGUACAGAUGUACAAAGUUGUGGUUUGUUGAAAUAGUACAGGACACUGAGAAGAAAACUAAGAAAUACAUGCAAUAGAGGUGUAGCUAGUGGGAGUUAUACAAGUUAAGCGUAGAUGUCAUGUAGAGAGUCAGGUACGGGAAGCUGUAGGGGGAAUCAAAGGACCAGUGUUAAAAGCAGAAUGAGGAUGGCUUAAAAUCAGGAGACAUUUAACAAGAAAGAUUUGUUAAUGAUGGCGUAGAAAGUUUUGAAAUGUCGGUUUAAGAAAACAAAGUAAUGAGAUAAAUGUGCAUGGUCAAGAAAAGAGAUGGACCAGUGGGAGUUAUUUUAUUUAAGUGAAUUCUCCCUCGAUAGAGUAGGAUGAGCUUGAUGCGCUGUAGGUAAACUAAACUGAACGGAGGAUGGAGAGUAUGUGUAAUGAAAAUGAGGGGUGAAUGAGAUGAUGUGUCAUCGUGUCUGUGUGUUUCAACCAGUGUUCGAUCCCACUCACAGGUGAUUGUGGAGAAGAGAGCGAUCAUGUACACACUGACUACACUACACAACAAACCAGUGUGAGCCUGCCUCUGCUUGCACGAGGUCAAACAUAUGGUACUCACGGUUCAUGUGUAUAGUGGACAAUAAGGUGUGUAAUCUUUAGAAUACUAGCCAACAUAUUAUUGUCAGGAAAGAAAGUAAUUUUGACAUGGAUGAUACGCAGAAACCUUGAGUAAUUCUUAACUUCAAAUGGGCAGAAAUUCACUUCGUGUAACUAUUAACACUUAAUUAAUAUGGACCUCUUGUAGAAAUUGUAACAAGAUUAUAUUACACUAUACACAAUGUUGAUAUUCAUAAAUGUAUAUGAGGUGGAAAUUUGUAAGUUGAUUCUUUGCUGAAAAACAAUGGAAACUACACAAAAAGGGUUUCUCUUCUUAAAAUCCAUUCUGUUUUAUUUAUUUGUGUUACCUACUUGCUUUUAAAAAAUUAUUUUCUUUUUUUAAUAUUUGGGGGUGGGGAGGUGUCUUAUUUGAAUUAACUUUGCUUUAGCUGUUUUGCACUGAAAUAUUUGAAGUAUUCCUUGCUCAGAAGAUGUUUGGUUUACUAACUGCCAUCCACCUUGAGAUGCCAUGGGAAUCUAAAGAAUGAAAAACAAAUGAUAAUUUAAUAUGCAUAUUGGAAAAUAAAUAUAUGCAUCAUA
Messenger RNA from Micropterus dolomieu (smallmouth bass), 5914 nucleotides. It is a transcript of the gene pnpla6, whose product is annotated as patatin-like phospholipase domain containing 6. The record is from RefSeq and is a predicted model, not a curated record. The transcript is spliced from 36 exons. Gene Ontology annotation, cellular component: endoplasmic reticulum. The coding region runs from base 142 to 4188 and encodes 1348 amino acids. NCBI's taxonomy places the organism in Eukaryota, Metazoa, Chordata, Actinopteri, Centrarchiformes, Centrarchidae. Gene Ontology annotation, biological process: phosphatidylcholine metabolic process. Gene Ontology annotation, molecular function: phosphatidylcholine lysophospholipase A1 activity.